Messenger RNA from Mandrillus leucophaeus (drill), 3664 nucleotides. RefSeq names its product zinc finger protein 200 (gene ZNF200). The transcript is spliced from 5 exons. NCBI's taxonomy places the organism in Eukaryota, Metazoa, Chordata, Mammalia, Primates, Cercopithecidae. The coding region runs from base 902 to 2080 and encodes 392 amino acids. The record is from RefSeq and is a predicted model, not a curated record.
CAGGAGGCCCUGGGGUUAGACUGGCCGUAGCUGGAGAAGUGCCAGCCCGUCAUGGAUGACUGGAGCCAGCCUCUUGCCUUCCGUCUUCCAGGCAGAGCCACAGAGAGACAGGCUGCAGCCGUCCUGGCCUCCCUCCGGCCCUGAGAGCGCCCCGGGCCCGUCUCAAGCGUUACCGUCUCAAGCGCAGAUUGCCGGCUCUGAACGGGGAGACCAGGCUUCUGCACCGGAAACAAGGCACCGGUUGUGACGUGACGGCUGCAGAGCGCCCGACCUCCCAGAAGGCACCGCGUCCCUGCAAUUCUCCUCAACUGGUCAGGGCGCGAACGAAUAGUCGCCGGUGACCUGUGAGGGCACUCGGAAGGGCGAGGGGAGGGCUCGGCCGCUCGCGCCUAGUUUUUCUAUCUCUCCCGGAGCCUGAGUCUCUGAGCCGUCCCCAGCAAACGCUCAGGGGCUGCAGAGGCCCCGAGAGGUGAGGGGCUCCGUGAGGGCGGGAACCAGGCUGAGGCCGCCUCUGGGGAACGGAGCGUGUCCGUUGCUGAGGGAGAAAGGCCGGGUAGGGAACCUGGUGAGCGCCUCAGGCAGGGGCGCACGCUGAGCUUUACGGUAAAGGUGUUCCUUGACCAGCGGAAGAGGCCCCAGAGUGAGCCUGGCCCGGCGGGCCUUAGUGGGAUGUCGCCUGCCGCUCUCAGCAGAGCUUUGACGGCGGAGAGGAGUCGGCAGGCGGUGUGUGGACCCCUCCUCGGCCUUGCGUCUGCUCCCCGGGAGAGUCACCAACCGCCUCCCCGCCCAAAGGGCACCGGAGGGAGCUUCGGUUCGAGGGCUUGGCUCUCUGGCAGAUUUCCUCUAGUAAGAGGUGGCUCUGGAGGCCCCGCGAAACGAGUGUGGUGUGUGGUUGCAAGGCAUGAUGGCUGCAAAAGUGGUUCCUAUGCCCCCAAAGCCAAAGCGGUCCUUUAUACUGAGAGUUCCACCAGACUCCAAGCUGGGCCAAGACCUACUUCGAGAUGCCACUAAUGGGCCCAAGACCAUCCACCAGCUAGUGCUGGAGCACUUCCUCACCUUCUUGCCCAAGCCAAGCCUGGUCCAGCCCAGUCAGAAAGUCAAGGAGACCUUGGUUAUUAUGAAAGAUGUGAGCUCAAGCCUUCAGAACAGAGUGCAUCCUCGUCCCUUGGUGAAGCUUCUGCCCAAAGGAGUCCAACAGGAACAAGAGACAGUGUCUCUGUAUUUGAAAGCUAACCCUGAGGAACUGGUGGUCUUUGAGGAUCUGAAUGUAUUUCACUGCCAGGAAGAAUGUGUGAGCUUGGAUCCUACUCUCACCUCAGAGAAGGAAGAUGACAGCAGUGUCGGGGAGAUGAUGUUACUGGUCAAUGGCAGUAAUCCUGAAGGUGAAGAUCCUGAGAGGGAACUUGUAGAAAAUGAAGAUUAUAGAGAAAAGUCUUCAGAUGAUGAUGAAAUGGAUUCUUCCUUGGUCUCUCAGCAGCCUCCAGAUAACCAGGAAAAGGAAAGACUAAAUACAUCCAUUCCACAAAAAAGGAAAAUGAGAAAUCUGUUAGUUACCCUUGAGAAUGAUGCUCCUCUAGAGGAACUCUCAAAAUAUGUAGACAUCAGUAUUAUUGCACUUACUCGAAAUCGGAAGACAAGGAGAUGGUACACUUGUCCACUGUGUGGAAAACAGUUUAAUGAAAGUUCUUACCUUAUUUCCCACCAGAGGACUCACACUGGAGAAAAACCCUAUGACUGUAGUCACUGUGGGAAAAGCUUCAAUCAUAAAACAAACCUCAAUAAACAUGAGCGAAUUCAUACAGGAGAGAAACCUUAUUCCUGUUCUCAGUGUGGAAAAAACUUUCGUCAGAAUUCUCAUCGGAGUCGUCAUGAAGGAAUCCAUAUAAGGGAGAAGAUAUUUAAGUGUCCAGAAUGUGGGAAAACCUUCCCAAACAAUGAGGAAUUUGUGCUUCAUCUGCAGAGUCAUGAGGCUGAGAGACCAUAUGGUUGCAAAAAAUGUGGGAGAAGAUUUGGUCGGCUGUCAAACUGUACCCGGCAUGAGAAAACCCACUCAGCCUGUAAGACUCGAAAGCAGAAGUAAUACCAGGAAAGGGGUCUGAUGGUGCUGCCUCAACCUGAGAGCUUUCAUAAGUAGUUCUGAAUUCCCAGGCUGCCCCAAAAGAUAUAAAUAUGUAAAAAUCUCAUUAUUGCCAAAAUUGGAUAAAUGCCCAUCUUGGCUAAAACCUCAAAUUGCUAGAAAAUUCACAGGGAAGAAAACAUUUCAAGGGCUAUACCUCAGCAUCUAGGCUUUCUGGACUAAGGACCUUUCCUUUUUGAAGUCAUAUGAUAAUGUACAGGUCACAGAUCCCUUUCCCAAGACUUUGAAGAUGAAUCUGGAGUCUGCUUACUUGCAAGGGAAAGAGUGACUUGUGUCUAUUGGAAGUAUAUCCAUUUUUCCCCACAUGGGGAUUCAUACUUGAGAAAUAGUGCAAAGAUGCUUAUCUAGAACUGUGUUCUCGUGAAAGAACCAAACUACUGGCUUGUUGAGCCAACAGCUUCUGAUAGCAAUUCAUAUAACCCUCUAAGAACACCUGUUUUAAGUCUUGAGUGUUGAAAGGAAUUGUUUACUUUGGAAUAUAGGAAAACAACAAUUGAAUGUCAGACUCUCAUUUGUAUGUGAUCUAAAUUUGCAAUCAAUUUCAAUAAUAUUUGCAAUUUGUGAUAAAAUUGACUUUUACAGAUUCCUUUUCACAACAUAAUUUAAGUGUCUACUGUUCUUACUGUAUUUUGUUCAGCCAUUGAUCUCUCCAACAGGCGUCUCAUGCUUCUCCCUUGCUAAAAGAAGUUUGGAUUACUCAGGCAGGGCCAUCCAGCCCCACCACUAGAAAAGCUUUUCAGAAUCUUGUCCCUCUGUUGAGCCCAGAUCUCAUGUGCUAGGAAGGAAACCCCAAGACCCAGAGAGGAGGGGUUGACCUGGAGGCAGGAAAAAGUUGGCUUGGAUCCAUGUCUCAUCAAUAACCUUACCACAUGCUUAGGUCCCCUCUAUGCCGUCAUCAGACCUUUGGCAAUGGGGUGUUCACUACCUCACAAGGCAAAGUGUUGUAUAUUUAGAAAUUACGUCUGUAGUGGUUAGCUCACAUUGCCCCUCAAGAGACAGGUUUCCAGGUGUCUUCACUGUAGUGGGUAUUCAUUGUCUUCAGCCUCUUGAUAUCCAGACCUUCCUGUCCUCUGCCUAGAAGCAAGGCCAGCGGUGCCUUUACAGGACCAAUCCUGUGGUGCGAUUUAGGGAUUCUUGAUCAGUUUUGCUUGCUUUAGGUUUCUGGAGGUUAUACAUUGGUGUUUUGAUUGGAAGAAAGAAAUCCUAUAAAUAAUUUGGGAAAAAUUAUAGUGUAUGUUUCCCAUCCAGAAACAUGCCUUUGUAUUUAUUAGAGUAUUAUAUUCCUGUGAAAAUUUUUCUAAUUUUCUUCACGUUUUACACGAUUUUGUUAUUGUAGUUUUUUCCAUUAUAUUUUUAUAGUUGAUUAUUGCUUUUACAUGGGAAACAUUUUUUAUUAUAUAUUUGUGUAAUUAGUCACCUUACUGAAUGUUGUUAAUUUGUUGUUAAUUUUCAAUAGUUUCUUGGUUUAGUUCUGUUACAACUUUUGGUAAAAUGACACCAUCUACAAAGAAUAGUUUUGUUUCUUGC